Ictalurus punctatus (channel catfish) is the source of this 1769-nucleotide messenger RNA. It is a transcript of the gene c20h5orf22, whose product is annotated as chromosome 20 C5orf22 homolog. The record is from RefSeq and is a predicted model, not a curated record. The transcript is spliced from 9 exons. Lineage: Eukaryota; Metazoa; Chordata; Actinopteri; Siluriformes; Ictaluridae. The coding region runs from base 95 to 1381 and encodes 428 amino acids.
UUCCACUAAUAGUGUUCCUCUUUUUAGUAUUAUUAGCAACUAGCUAGCAUAAUCACUACAACAUCUCUGGGGAUUUAUUUUAGAAAUUAGCUCAAUGAAAACACCGCCGGGGAAACGCAGUUACUCUAAACUUCCUGUGUGGAUUGUAGAAGAUCACCAUGAGGUUGUGCAACACAUCUACCGUGCCAUCGGCUCUCGGCACAUCCCGAUGAAGGACGUUAAGAUGGUUCACUUGGACUCGCACCCUGACCUGCUCAUCCCCGUCAGCAUGGCUGCACACACCGUGUUUGAUAAAGAGGCGCUGUUCAGUGAGCUGAGCAUCGAAAACUGGAUCAUGCCGAUGGUGUACGCCGGACACGUGUCCCACGUCGCCUGGCUUCAUCCGUACUGGGCUCAGCAGAUCCGAGAGGGCGAGCACAAGAUGUGUGUGGGCAGGGAUACGUCUACAAACACCAUCAGAGUCACGAGCACAGACGAUUACUUCCUGAGCGACGCUCUUUACGUUCCCGCCGAGCAGCUGGAAGACGGGAAGCCCUUCCGUCUGAGCGUCAUCCGUGUGGAUCCAGCGCACACGUCUGAGAAGAGCCAGGGCGACCCUCAGCAGAACGCUGCGAAAAAAUCCAAACCGGACCCUCAGCCAGGCAGCAGCGGGACGUGCGGUGGCGUAUCUCGGCCAUCAGAUGGCAGCAGCGGCACACCGGAGACGCCGAGUGCGGAGGAAGCACGGGCUUCAGCCGUAGCCAGCCUACUGAGUGUGCUCGAGCGGGACGAUCCCUACAUCCUCGAUAUCGACCUGGAUUUCUUCUCCUGUAAGAAUCCCUUCAAGGAAAUGUACACUCAGGAAGAGUUGGCCAUGCUGCAGGAGCUGUACGGUUUCGAGAGGCCGCGCGAGGAUGCGGACGAGGAGACGCUGUGUGAGUGUGUGGAGAGACGAACACGGCAGCUGGAGGACCUGGAGGCGACGUUUGCUGACCUGCUGGAGGACGACAGCGAGCUCACCGUGGAACGCUUGGCGGAUAAGCCUGGGAUGAAAUCUUUGGUGAAGCUCGUCUGCAGCUUGAAGAGUCGUAACGAAUCCCCAGACUACGAAAUGACCCACCAGGCCGGUCUGACCUGUGAUUACUCGGAGCUUCCUCACCACGUCAGCAGUACAGCGGAGAUCCAGCAGCUGAUGCUCGCGGUGCGCUCGGUCCUGCAGCCUCUACCCAAACCCACCCUCAUCACCGUGUCCAGGUCGAGUUUGGAUGAAUAUUGUCCUCCCGAUCAGGUCGACUCCAUUCAGAGCAGCGUGCUGAAGGUUCUAGAAACUCUUUUCGGUUCUUUAGAUGUCCAUAAGGAGUACGAAGAAGCUUCUGGAGAAAGCGCAUCGCAGUCCUCGUGAUGAAAAUCAGCUUUAGUGCAGCUUUGUAAUGCACUCUGAGUGAACCAGCAUGAGCACUUGUGUGUGUGUGUGUGUGUGUGUGUGUGUGUGUGUGUGUGUGUGUGUGUGAGAGAGAGAGAGCGACAGCAUGUUGAGUGUUUUUAAAUUGAAGCUCCUGGAAUCUAUUUCUGCUUGCUGAAUUUAACAUCAGUGAAGGAUGGAAGCGGUGAAGUCCGUGUGUCUCACACACACACACACACACACACACACACACACUCACACACACACACCUCUCAGAAAACGGAUUUGUUCUGCAUGUGCAUCACACUGAUUUCCUGUGAAGUCCCAGAGAAAAAUCUCUUCUUCCUGAAGUUUAAAUAUUGUAUUAAAGAGUCGUAUUUUGUGUAAA